Micropterus salmoides (largemouth bass) is the source of this 3227-nucleotide messenger RNA. It is a transcript of the gene armc1, whose product is annotated as armadillo repeat containing 1. Bases 253 to 1083 code for a protein of 276 amino acids. Gene Ontology annotation, molecular function: protein binding; metal ion binding. Lineage: Eukaryota; Metazoa; Chordata; Actinopteri; Centrarchiformes; Centrarchidae. The record is from RefSeq and is a predicted model, not a curated record. The transcript is spliced from 7 exons.
CCAAACACUGUGCACGGCUGUUAGCUAGAGAAGCAUAGUAAAGAAAGAGGCGCAGGCCUAGCGUUAGUGAAAUUAUUUUGUCAUAGUUUCAUUUUGAAAGUGGUGUCGGGACGUAGUUGUUUCUUGUUCCGUCGUUUUUGCAUCUGUUGUAACUGAAGUUACCCGGGGUUGUCUCAUGAUUUUACUGCAAACUGACAAGAAGUAGAGUGAAGAGGUUGGUUUAAUGUGCGUGACGUCAAGACAAGAGGCACCAUGAGUGCGGAGAUGGAUGCACUGACUGUUGUGAACCAGCUGCGAGAUCUUGCUGCAGACCCCCUAAACCGAAGAGCCAUUGUAGAAGACCAAGGCUGUCUACCAGGCCUCAUCCUUUUUUUAGACCACCCCAACCCACAGAUCGUCUACUCUGCACUAUUGGCCGUGCGCUACCUGGCAGAAUGUCGAGCCAACAGGGAGAAGAUGAAGGGCGAGCUGGGCAUGAUGCUGAGUUUGCAGAAUGUCAUGCAGAAGAGUACAUCGCCUGGGGAGACCAAACUGCUGGCCUCUGAGAUCUAUGAGAUAUUGCAGUCAGCUGGUAAAGAAGAGGCCGAACAGGCCGAGGCAGCAGCCGCCUCCUGCCAGCGCAAAGCCCACUUCUUCCUGGGAUCCAACAACAAGAGGGCCAAAACGGUUGUGCUGCACAUUGAUGGACUGGAUGACCCUACUCGAAGGAGCCUUUGUGAGGAGGCGUUGCUGAAGAUUCGAGGGGUCAUCAGCUUCACCUUCCAGAUGGCCGUCAAGAGAUGUGUUGUCAGGAUCCGUUCUGACCUCAAAGCCGAGGCAUUGGGCACAGCAAUCAACUCCACCAAAGUAAUGACUGCUCAGCAGGUGGUCAAGACCGAGGAUGGAGGAGAGCGGAUGGUGCCAUUCCAGGAGGACUCGGAAGUGCUGGUAGAGGAGAACACAGACAUCCCAGACUACCUGCCUGAGGAGGAGAGUCCAUCCCAGGAACAGGACAAGGCUGUCACACGCGUGGGCUCCAUCACAGACGGCAUGGGCUGGCUCAGCACGGCUGCCAACUUCCUGACGCGCUCCUUUUACUGGUGACCACUUCCUGUGCUUCUCUCUGUGCUCCCUGUUUUUUCUAAAGUACCAUCCAGCUGCAGCCUUAGCAUCUCUCAGCCUUGUCCCGGAUGAAGCCCUGCCACACGGCCCCACACUAGUCUAGACUCCCCCCUCUGCAAAGCGCACAGAGCCUGGCCACGUGUGUGCAACAAGUACUGGACUGCCGAGUGGAACCUGCAAUAACUUUACCUUGUGUAUAUAUGGAGCUACAAAUCCCACUACUGGCUGUGUGUGCAUAACUAUAUACUAACUGCAUAUGUAUCUCACGAGACCUAGCCAGAGGACUUUUAAAUCAGCCGAAACCAAAUAACAUUCUGGUAUUGCUUCAUUGGCAGCGUUGACAUAUGGCAGGCAUAUUUAAUUGUUCUGAGGCUGAUUUCUGAAUACCUUGAAAAUUGGGAGUUCCUUUUUUUUGUGCAUGAUUUUUGGUCAUUGUCCUUUUUACUAUAUAUAUUUUUCAUUCUUAAAUUCCCUAAUUAAGCCGAUUAUGUCUUUUCCCUCGUUCAGUUUUAUUAGCAUGCUAUGAGUCUGUUGUGCCAAUCUUGCCUGAUGCCUAGAUCUGUGAUUUUUGUGUGUGCCUUUUUUGACAUUUAUUUUUUUAAUUAUUGUUUCAUCAUUCAUUUGAAUGAUUUGAGAGCUCCGAGCAUGUCAGAUGUAACAUUUGUGCUUCUCAGGCGGACCUUAGCAGCAGCACAGCAGCAGCCUGGCUUCUGCCAGCUUUUAGCUCAAUGGGACGUCACUUCAGUAGAAAUAGUAAACUUAGACACCAGCAAGAGCCCUCAGCCAAUUCAGCCACUGGCUCACAUACAUUAGACUGUUUGUUACUCAAAGAACAACUGUUUAGCUAGUUAUAUAAUUAAUAUAACACCCUUCACUGAGUUUGGUUGUGUCUGUUAAAAAUCAGGACUCGUUGGAUGAUGCUAUAAUGUAGGAAAAAUCCAAUGUCAGCUCUGCAGUGGUGGAGAAUUAACUGACCGCUCCUUGUAUUAUUUGCACAGACUUUAGGCUACCUCUGCUUUCAGCUCUCACAUUAACAUUAUGUUCUUCCUGUAGUUUUAGUAAAACCCUAGAUCUGCAUGUGAAAGACAAACCUAUUAGCUGCCUGCUUGUCAAAUACUUACCUGUUAUCUGACUCCCACCGACAUUGUUACAGUAUUGUAGCCCACCUGUACAGUUCAAUUUUCAGUUUAGCCAGCAGUGUCCUUAAAGCAAAGAUCAUGUUGGUACACGCUCUCACAUGAAUACAGAGGACUCCCUAAUGCUGUCACAUGAGCAGCAGUGAUAUACUGGAACAAGGGUGUGGUUAUGUACAUUUUGUAAAUGAUGCCUGAUUCCCUAAAAUCUCAGACCUUACAUGUGAAGGAAAAUUUUGUUCUGUUUUUUUUUAAUACUGAUUUGCAUUUUUAAUGUCGGAAAAUGGGAUAAGAAGUUGUAGCAGCUAAGGCUAACGCUCUUAGCGAGUUUUCUCCUUUUCUUUAGCCGUUACAAGCCCAAUGACUCACACCAGGUUUAAUUAUUCUCUCCUCUGACUUGUGUAAGUGUCAUUAACAAUUAUUAUAUACACUGCUGACCAGGCGACUUUUAUUGUUCUGAUGGUGCGGAGACGUCACAGUUGGUUGAGGUCAAAUAGAUAAAGGACUGGCAUAGAAUGACCCGAAUAAUUUGAAUUGAUGGUGGCUAUUUUCUGGAAGAGCAAUAAUAUUUUUUGCAUUAAAUGUAGAGAUUAUAAAUCAACAUAAUUUUUCUAAUCAAAGGCAUGUUAAACGUUAGGAGCAUCAUCAGUAUUAAAGUUUCUACUUUGUCUGUUUUGCACAGAAUUAAUCUCUUAAAUUCAUGUAAUUUCAUUUUUAAUUUAAAUUUGGUGUCUUAGCUCAUACUGCAGAGAAAUACUUGAACAUUGUUUCUUAGAGCUGUCCUUAUGUGUUGAUCAAAGUGUAAAUUUCCCUUAAAUGUUAGUUGAACCACAUCUGUAAUGUUAACAAAAAAAACCCAAACUCAAAACUGUAACUUCCUGUAUACAGACUUCAUGUGUCAGUUAUCAGAUGUAAUAUAUUGUAAUGCAGAUCUUCAAACUGUAGAUUCACAUACACUGUUAAUGGAAAUGAUAAACUUAAAAUCAAAAUUUG